Molecule: messenger RNA, 1348 nt
Organism: Cryphonectria parasitica EP155
Lineage: Eukaryota; Fungi; Ascomycota; Sordariomycetes; Diaporthales; Cryphonectriaceae
Exons: 4
Coding region: 76-1173 (365 amino acids)
Biological process (GO): vacuolar transport; vacuolar acidification; proton transmembrane transport
Cellular component (GO): fungal-type vacuole membrane; proton-transporting V-type ATPase, V0 domain; vacuolar proton-transporting V-type ATPase complex
Molecular function (GO): proton-transporting ATPase activity, rotational mechanism
Source: RefSeq, a predicted model, not a curated record
GUGCCUCCUGGUCUCAGAGACAGCUCUAACUAAAGACACACACACAAAACCCUUAGCAUCUUUGCCGGCAUCAAAAUGGAGGGUCUCUUCUUCAACGUCAAUAAUGGCUAUGUUGAGGGUAUUGUGCGAGGAUACCGGAAUGGCCUCCUCACCAAUGCUAACUAUAGUAACAUGACCCAGUGCGAGACAAUAGAUGACCUCAAGCUCCAGCUCGGUCCAGCCUACGGCGAUUUCCUUGCUUCCCUCCCUCCCAACCCCUCCACCUCCAGCCUCGCGGCCAAGACCACGGAGAAGCUCGUCUCUGAGUUCCGAUACGUCCGCGCCAACGCAACAGGGACUCUGGCCAAGUUCAUGGACUACCUGACCUAUGGCUACAUGAUCGACAAUGUCGCCCUCCUGAUCACCGGCACGCUGCACGAAAGAGAUACGAGGGAACUGUUGGACAGAUGCCAUCCUCUGGGCUGGUUCGAGACCAUGCCAGUGCUCUGCGUCGCCACGAACAUCGAGGAGCUGUACAACAGCGUGCUUAUUGAGACGCCGCUGGCACCCUUCUUUAAGGGCAGUCUGAGCCACCAAGAUCUGGAUGAGCUGAACAUCGAGAUUGUCCGGAACACCCUCUACAAGAACUACCUCGAGGAGUUCCACAACUUUGUCAACACUCAUCCUGACAUGUCCGGUACCCCUACUGCCGAAGUCAUGUCCGAGAUCCUUGAGUUCGAGGCUGACCGAAGAGCCAUCAACAUCACGCUUAACUCCUUCGGUACCGAGCUGUCCAAGCAGGACCGUAAGAAGCUGUACCCCAAUUUCGGCCGACUCUAUCCUGAGGGCACGCUAAUGCUCUCCCGCGCCGAUGACUUUGAGGGCGUACGUCUUGCGGUCGAUGGUAUUCAGGACUACAAGGCCUUCUUCGACGCUGCUGGUCUAGGCGGCGGCCCCGCUGGCCCCGGCAACAUGGCAGGCGGCUCUAGCUCCGAGGGCCGAAGUUUGGAGGAUAUGUUCUACCAGAAGGAAAUGGAGAUCUCCAAGGAGGCUUUCACUAGACAGUUCACCUUUGCUAUUGUCUAUGCGUGGGUGAAGCUUAGGGAGCAGGAAAUCCGAAACAUCACAUGGAUCGCUGAGUGCAUAGCACAGAACCAGAAGGAGCGGAUCGGCAACUACAUCAGCGUGUUCUAAAGAUGAAGAAAAGCGUUUGGUUUCCUCUUCCUGUGUAGAGUUUGAGGCAGGCAGUGUGGAGCCGUGUUUGAAUUUACGAGGGCAUACCAUGGCAGGCGCAUGAGGGUUCAGCAGGUCUAAUUUGCAUAAAGAAGACAGUCAAUCGUGACUGGAUUGUAAACAAGAUUUACACGCC